Fimicolochytrium jonesii is the source of this 933-nucleotide messenger RNA. RefSeq lists its product as uncharacterized. The coding region runs from base 1 to 933 and encodes 310 amino acids. The record is from RefSeq and is a predicted model, not a curated record. NCBI's taxonomy places the organism in Eukaryota, Fungi, Chytridiomycota, Chytridiomycetes, Spizellomycetales, Powellomycetaceae. Gene Ontology annotation, molecular function: oxidoreductase activity. The transcript has 3 exons.
AUGGCCGCCCCUACUCGCAGUAGCCAUCGCUCCCAAUAUACCUCUGUAAAGCCGACGAACCUGGAACCACACCACGAGCGCCUUUUCAUCAUUGUCGCUUUGAUCGGAGUAGCAGUAACAGCCGGCGACAUAUAUUACAUCCUCUACAUGCACGAGCCGAUGCCCGCCACCUUAUCACCCGAGAAAUUUCAAGCCUUCAAACUCCAGGAAAUCAUCCCAUUAACCCACGACACCUCCUUAUUCCGGUUCGCCACCCAUUACCCGCAAGCGGAUUCGCCGGCGGGAAUACCUGUGCCGUCGCAUGUGGUCGUGAAGGAUGAUACCUGCCAGGUUGCUAGGUCAUAUACGCCGAUCACGUAUACGCGGACACACUUUGAUCUGCUUGUGAAGAAGUACGAGGGCGGAAGCGUGAGCAAGUUUUUGCAUGCGACACCUGUGGGAGACAAAGUGGAGAUGAGCGGGCCUAUGGUGACUCUACCAUAUGAGCCAAACCUCGUUUCGGAGAUUGGAAUGAUCGCUGGUGGAACCGGAAUCACGCCCAUGUACCAACUUAUCAAACGGAUUCUGCGAGACCCCAAUGACCACACAAAGAUCUCACUGAUCUACGCCAACCGAAGUGAAGACGACAUUGUUCUCCGUCAGGAGCUUGAGCUUCUUGCGACUUCGAGACCGGAUCGGUUGAAAGUCGUUUACACCAUCGAUCAACCAAAGACUCCUACGUGGACAGGAAAUGUUGGGUUCGUCAAUGCGGAUAUGAUCAAGAAAUACCUCCCUGCUCCUGGUCAAGGGACGGAGGCUGCGAUUCUCAUUUGUGGACCUGAUGGUCUUGUUGCGCAUGUGGCAGGGGCGAAGAAGAACGACGAAGAGCAAGGGCCAUUGGGAGGCAUACUGCUGAAGUUGGGCUAUCAACAGCGACAGGUCUUCAAGUUCUGA